GAAUGUCUGUCUCGACCUCCUAUUGCGGUAACCCUCGCCAGAAGAUGACAAUUCUCACCAGCAGACUUACUAUCCAACCUAGUCCUAGCACACUCCGGGUACACGACUUAGACCAUUCCUGUGUCUACGUAAGCAUCGAUCCUGCUCUGUAGAUCGAAUAACCCUAUCCCCGCCUGAGGGUUCGUAGACUCGUGAAGAAGACGCGCAUGGGCAGACAGGAAGGAUUCCGAGAACUCGUAGCUGGGAAGCCGGCUUAUGGGAGCACCGACGCGCUACAAAAAGUACUGGUCCACGCUUCUUAGUCGUUCGGUAGGUGUAGAUGCCACCUCGUAGCCGUCCGUACGUUGUUCUUCUCGAUUUUGGAACCGUCGCGCGCCCGUCAUGGCCAAAGAACAGAACUGCCUGGUGCCGUACCUCGAGUUGGAGGAUGCCCCUCCCGAGGUCGCGGCCGCCAUCACGCACCUCCCCUAUCGACGCAACAUCUUCCAUCUCCUGGGUCAUUCCCAUGGGUCCUUCCCGCGCCUGAUGGGCGUCUACGCCUCCUUCUUCGACGGCAGCAGACGCAUCCUGCCCCUUCUCGAGUGGCAGCUGGUCGUCCUCCGCAUCUCCGCCGUCUUGGACGCCGAGUACGAAUGGGAUGUCAACGCGCCGGUCGCCCGGAUCAACGGCAUGCCCGAAGAGAAGCUGACGGCGCUCAAGCGCACGGCUGGCAAGGGACCGGCGGCUGUCGAGGCGGAGCCGCUGUUCUCGGCCCGCGACCGGGCCAUCCUCGGGAUCGUGGACGAGCAGCUCGCGACGUAUAACAACACCGUGGAGACGGUCAACCAGGCCAAGGCCGUGCUCAGCGUGGAGGACAUCGUCGAGGUUUACGUCGUGCUGGGGGUGUAUGUGCUGAUCGCGCGCAUCACGAAAGGGCUACGGAUUGACUUGGACGGCGAGAUAGCGGGCUUGGACGGGCACCUCAAGGGGGUGGUUACUGGAAACUGACGCCGGCAUGUCGGGUGUAUCUCUUGGCUGUAUAGGAUUCAUAAUCUAACUCUAUGCAUCGGCCGACGAUCCUAAACCUGCUAAUUUCAUGUGACACGAGAGGCCAGAGAAGGAAAGAAAAUAAAACAGAGGAAAGGGAUGACAUAAA
This is a messenger RNA of Durotheca rogersii, 1135 nucleotides long. RefSeq names its product AhpD-like protein. The transcript is spliced from 2 exons. Lineage: Eukaryota; Fungi; Ascomycota; Sordariomycetes; Xylariales; Xylariaceae. The record is from RefSeq and is a predicted model, not a curated record. Bases 382 to 987 code for a protein of 201 amino acids.